AGUAGGAUGAUGGGUGAUAUAAUAACCCUCAUUUUGAUUAUGAUUGGAUCUAAUCUUUGGAUCCACAUAAUUCGGGUCGGGCGGAUCCUGAGGUGGGAUUAUCGAUCUAGAGCCCCAAGGCGCACAGAGAGUUCCAUGCGCAGCACCACGUGGCAGGCUGUGAUUGGAGAUUGGCUUCCGGUCGUCGUUCCAGCCAAUCACGUUCCCAAUUUACCCUUUGUUCGAAUCCCCAAAUUAAAGCAUUACCUGAACCCUAACCACUCUCUCCCACCUCCCCUCUGCUCAGACGCAGGCCAUGGCUCUCUUAUUAUUGCUCUGAAGUUUUUUUCCAUGGAUUUUGAGACUGAUGGUGAUUUAAAUGGGGAGGUGGUGGUGGGAUGUUCUAUCAUUGAUGUUGGGGCUUGUGUUGAAAAUUCAAUUGAAGAUGCAUUUCACCAUGGACCCGAUGUUAGAACUGACCAUGACCAUUCUGGAAGGGAUUUAGUAGCUUCAAUAGAAGAAGAAGAAGAUGAUGAUGACGACACAGAUACUACUGUCAGUAAUUCAGUUUCAAAUGAACCUUACGUGGGCCAAGAGUUUGAAUCGGAGGCAGCUGCACAUGCAUUUUACAAUGCAUAUGCAACUAGAGUUGGUUUCAUUAUCCGUGUCAGCAAGCUCUCUCGUUCUAGAAAAGACGGUUCUGCCAUUGGCCGAGCCCUUGUUUGCAACAAAGAGGGCUUCAGGAUGGCUGAUAGGAGGGAAAAGGUUGUGAGACAAAGAGCAGAAACUAGGGUUGGGUGCAGAGCAAUGAUUUUAGUUAGAAAAGUUAGCUCUGGCAAAUGGACAGUGACCAAAUUUGUGAAGGAACACACCCAUCCGUUAGCUCCUGGUAAAGGCCGUAGGGAAUCAAUCUAUGACCAAUUUCCGAACGAACACGAUAAAAUUAGGGAACUCUCUCAACAACUGGCAGCCGAAAAGAAGCGCUCGGCAACUUACAAAAGACACCUGGAAAUGCUAUUUGAGCAUAUCGAGGAGCACGAUCGAUACCUGUCCAAUAAAAUCCAAGAUAUUGUGGUCAAUGUAAGGGAACUGGAGAGUAAAGACCAGCAGAAUUGUAGUAGAUAGCUAGGGGGAUCUCUCUCUUGCCACUCUCAUCUCGCAUCCGAAUAGGGAAGAAGAAGAAGAAGAGAUCUCAAGAAUGCUACGAACAUCGCAUGUUUAAUUAGGCUCUUGUUUGAUAUAUAAACGUUUUUCUUAAGUUACUCAGUACAUGAUUUAGAGAGUGCAAGAAGUGUCAAACUCUUGCAUAAUUCAUCUUUUCUGUAAAAAGACAAGAAGAAAAAGAAAAUUCCUUGUAAAGCUGCAGCAAAUCACAAGUCACAUGAAACAGACCACCUGGUAUAUUGAAUGAAAGUGGGAUAGAAUG
Cuscuta campestris is the source of this 1405-nucleotide messenger RNA. NCBI's taxonomy places the organism in Eukaryota, Viridiplantae, Streptophyta, Magnoliopsida, Solanales, Convolvulaceae. The record is from the annotation of a GenBank genome assembly.